Marmota flaviventris (yellow-bellied marmot) is the source of this 906-nucleotide messenger RNA. The record is from RefSeq and is a predicted model, not a curated record. Lineage: Eukaryota; Metazoa; Chordata; Mammalia; Rodentia; Sciuridae.
GAAAAACUAUUUACGUCCUGACACAGGGUCCACUUCCCAACACAUGUUGCCACUUCUGGCUCAUGGUUUGGCAGCAGAAGUCCAAAGCAGUUGUCAUGCUGAACCGAAUUGUGGAGAAAGAAUCGGUUAAAUGUGCACAGUACUGGCCAACAGAUGACCGAGAGAUGCUGUUUAAAGAAACAGGAUUUAGUGUGAAGCUUUUGUCCGAAGAUGUGAAGUCUUAUUAUACAGUACAUCUGCUACAAUUAGAAAAUAUCAAUAGUGGGGAGACCAGGACAAUCUCUCACUUUCAUUAUACUACCUGGCCAGACUUUGGAGUCCCUGAGUCACCAGCUUCGUUUCUCAAUUUCUUAUUUAAAGUGAGAGAAUCUGGCUCCUUGAAUCCUGACCAUGGGCCUGCAGUGAUCCACUGUAGUGCAGGUAUUGGGCGCUCUGGCACCUUCUCUCUAGUGGACACCUGUCUUGUUUUGAUGGAAAAAGGAGAUGAUAUUAACAUUAAACAAGUGUUACUGAAUAUGAGAAAAUAUCGAAUGGGACUUAUUCAGACACCAGAUCAACUCAGAUUCUCUUACAUGGCCAUAAUAGAAGGAGCAAAGUAUAUAAAGGGAGAUUCAAAUAUACAGAAACGGUGGAAAGAACUUUCUAAAGAAGACUUAUCUCCUGCUUUUGACCAUUCACCAAACAAAAUAAUGACUGGAAAGUACAAUGGGAGCAGAAUAGGUCCAGAAGAAGAGAAACCAACCAGUGACCGAUGCACAGUGCUCUCCUCUAAAGUGCAGGACACAGCAGAGGAAAACAGCAGCAGUAUUCUACGGAGACGUAUUCGAGAGGACAGAAAAGCCACCACUGCUCAGAAGGUGCAGCAGAUGAAACAGAGGCUGAAUGAGACUGAACGAAAAAGAAAAA